AAAAGGAAGAUUUUUGAGAUAGCAGCACAGCAAAACACAGUCUCCUGCAGAAGCAGUGGAGAAUGGACAUCACAAUGGCAAAACUGUGGUUCUAUCUGAUGCUGGUAGGUCCUACUGGAGCCUUCAUGUUGACUGUGCCCAAAUCCUCCGUUUCCAUUCCAGCCAGAAAUACAGUCUGGCUCUCUGCCUUACUGAGCCAUCCAACAUCACUGCCAAAUUAUUUCCAGAUACGAUGGUAUUUUGUCACUGGCUCCGAGUUGGUGCUGAUUCUCAUGGCUGAUAACUGCAAGACAAAUGGGACAAACCAACAUUGGAGGGACUCCUGUAAGAUCAGAAUUGAAAAGACAGAGGGAUACAAACAUCGAGCAGAAGUGUCUUCAGAUGAUGUGUCACUGAUGAUCCAGGAUGUAAGAGUUGAAGAUUCUGGGAUUUAUUCCAUCACGUUGCUGGCUUUGGGCAGGAAGAUAUCAGCCAACAUCAACCUAAUGGUGACCAAAGCAGAAUAUAGUUCUUCAAGCAAUCAGACUGAAAGUUCCACCAGGAGUCCAUUACUGACAUUUGUCUCAAGAGAGGAACAGGAAGAAGAAGGAAAUAAUAAUGGUAUUGAUGCAGACACUAAUCUCUUCUCUGCAGUGGAUGUGGAAGUCUCUAUCUCAUCAGUGAAAGCAACAAAUACCAGAGACCAUACGGUGCCAAACAUCAUCCAACUAAGUUUAGCUGGCCUGAUCCUCCUUCUCCUUGGAGUGAUAAUAGCUGAGAAUAUUUCCUUUACUUAUUGCAUGGAUAAAAAAACAUCAGCCGGAGAUGGAAGAGAGACAAUCUCAUCCCCAAUUGGAAUGGAGUGCAGCUUUCCUCCUUUGCCACGCAACCCCUCCAUGUUUGUGAAAAUGCCAGGGUCAGAUGAAUUCCAUGGUAUCAUUGGCCGCUGAUCUUCCUGGUUUUUAUAACAGACUAUGUUGUAUUGCUGAGUUGUCCAAAUACAUGCUUAUAUCAAUUUCCCCACCCAGGUACCCUCCAGAUGUUUUAAAAUGUAGAAAGCAUAUCAAACAAACCCUUGUUGUGACCUCCUUCCACCUGGAAAUCAAUGUGCUCAAUGUGAAAGACCAUGUAGAUCCAGAAUAGGUCUCUACAAUCACUAAGACUUUGCUCUUGAAAGACAAUCACACUCAGCCACGGGUUACCACCUAUAGAAUAGAAUAGUAUAAUAUCCCACCAGUUCCAGCAAACCAAAUCAAGGAUGUAUUAACAAAUGAAUUGAACUAGGUUGAAGCAGUCUUGCUGGUAUGUUGAUAUACAUACAACAGUACAAAAAUGGCAAUUGUCUAUUCACUGAAGCACGGGUAAAUUCUGCUUUGACGGGACUAGCUGUAAAAUACUGGGCAAGGAGGACAUUGUGAAUCCUGCAAUGUAAUAGCAUGGCAUAGAUGGGCUAUAAUGUGUAAUUAAUCUUAUUUUUUAGGUUCAACUUUUACAGAUUUGAUUACAGUAUGUAACAAAAUUUGAGAAAAAAUCUGUUCCUGGUUUGAAAGUGUUAUGUCCUGUUUAAUUGUGUGGUAAUUGCUUUGAAAGUAGUUGUUAAAUUCCAGAACCUUUGUUUUUGUGGCUGCCACAAACUAUCUUGAAUUGGUUGAGACUCUAUGAGAUAUUCAUUGAAAAACUAUAGCAAAAUGUGAUUCAGGAGUUUUGCAGUUUAAUAAACCUUUUCCAUGUUUUCAUGAUAGAACCAAUUAGGAAAUGACAUUUAUAACCUGGGAUCAUAAAUCAUGUUACAUAGUAUUAUUUGUGGACUUGUUUGGGAAUCUCUGGAGCCCCCGGUGGCGCAGUGGGUUAAUCCACUGAGCUGCUAAACUUGCUGACCAAAAGGUCAGUGGUUCGAAUCCGGGAAGUGGGAUGAGCUCCCGCUGUUAGCCCCAGCUUCUGCCAACAUAGCAGUUCAAAAACAUAAAAAUGUGAGUAGAUCAAUAGGUACUGCUUCUGUGGGAAGGUAAUGGUGCUCCAUGCAGUCAUGCUGGCCACAUGACCUUGGAGGUGUCUAUGGACAACGCCGGCUCUUUGGCUUAGAAAUGGAG
This is a messenger RNA of Anolis sagrei ordinatus, 2069 nucleotides long. The record is from RefSeq and is a predicted model, not a curated record. Lineage: Eukaryota; Metazoa; Chordata; Lepidosauria; Squamata; Anolidae.